CUUCGGUGGCUGUGCCAUAGACGAGGCGGUGCACCUGGCUAGUGGCUGUGCGGGGUCAUAAUAGCCAAUCAGAUGUCCUCAAUUGGAAUACCCAGGGUUCCAUUUCUGUCUUGAGCCGAGCAGAGUUGAUGAUGACGAAAGUUUUCUUGAGACGUGUUCCAUAAAUGUUUCUAUGUGCCGAUGCUGCCGAGUAACGGCUAGGUCGGAAGCCACCAUCUACGCUGCCGGUGUGUACCUCGGUGUGGCUCGGCCAGUGGAUGAGUUUAACGGAGAAGACCUGAGACGGGAUUGACGGUUGAAGGAACUUCCUGGCCUUCUUGUGUUUCACCGGUCUCCAGGGUUGUUACUAUUGAGUUGCAGAUGGCAAAUCAGGAGCCGGAGUUGCAAGGGUCGCGAACAAACAGGGGCCUUUCUCAUCAUCCCUCACUUGGACCUCGACCGUGGAACGGCCGUCAUACUCUGCAGGGGUAUGCAAGCACGAAUACGACGAAGCGCCUAGCUCUCUAGCAACGAAGAGGACUCUGUUUGCCUGUCGGAGAAUCAUAUCGGAACAAUGUAAAGAAAGGCAGUGAUUGACUGGACAAUUUAGUGCCGUAGGGCCAAUCUACUACAUAUGGAGAUCUGUGAAAAGGCCAAUAAGAUAUGAGCCUGCUGUCGUUCCCCUGCGUGUGAAGCGUGAGUAACCAUCGAAUCGGACGGUCCCGUGGACCUGAUGUAGGUACCAAAAGAAGCCCAGGCUGCCAGCAUCGGCACCACGUUUUCUGCCCUUAUUGUCCCAAGUUUCGGUGGAGGAAUGGCCCAUGUCAGCGGCGAAGUGGGACGUCAUGAGUCGCAUGUCCCUGGGCUUGCCGUACGGAAUAGAUAUGGGACUGUGGACUCCUGUAUGGGGCUGGUUUCGGGGAAGAAACUCUGAGCGGGAAGAGAGCCAUGAGAGGAUCCUAAUUUAGACCCGCCGAGAAACGCUGUUCCGGCUUGGGCUGACAGGAUGCAUCAAUGAAUAUCGCGUGUUGUUUCGACACGGAGCUCGACCUGAGGAGUUUCAAAAGUGGCUUCGAGUUGUCGAGCAAUGGUCUCAGCAAUGCAACAAGUGUUUGCAUCCAGCCACGAUAGGCUGAAGCAUUGACUGGAUAAUGAAUAUUGAACAAUAUGAUGAAAGGAUGGAUCGCGUGGGUCAGGGACAAUAGGAUGAAAAGGUCGAACCGUUGAACAGAAAAAGUGGGGUGAAAAGAAGGAGAAAAGAAGAAUGAAUGAAUUUGUAAGGCUCAUCGUGAGCAUCGUUCUACAGAGAGUAGAGAGACUUGGGUAUAUUAAAUUGUCCCGGGCCAAGUCAAAUUAAUUCCAGUCAUUCAUACCCAAUCUGUCACGACUGUGCGCGCCUCCAGCUGUGACUGCAGAACAAUCUCCUCACCUGCAGCAGAAAACUCCUCUUCUCUCAGUCUCAAUUUCUCACUCACGCUCCUUACUCUUCUGCUCCCGGGGGGAUUCUCUUCCAUCCUGUCGCUAUCAGCGCUCUUUUCCCCGUCGCUUACUCUUUGUCUCUCCUUCAUUCUCCCACCCAACAUUCUCCCCCUCGUGGCAUUCUCCGGGUCACUGGGCUUGGCUCCUGUCGGUUCGAGCGCAUCUCGGCUUCUGCAGUGCUUAAUCCGGCCACCAAGCCUGUCCGCUGACCUUGUCCUUCGUUCUCUUGAUUCACGAGGCCUGCCGCCGUCGCCUGCUGGUCCUUGAAUUGAAAGGCGGGUCUACCGAUCCUGCUAUUCGAGUCCCUACCGCCGACCUUCAUUUAGCCGGGCGACGUGUUCCUAUCCUUGCUGUCCAGCGACAGCCGCUAUCCUCGUUAAUUUAACCUUUUCCCCGCGAUCACACCAACCAUGGCCUACCCACAACAGAGAGCCCCUCCCGUGAGGAACUACGGCGGUCCUCCUCGGGGUGUUGCGCCGAAGGAUCCUUCCUACGAUCAGGGAUAUAAUGAUUAUGGCUACGACAACCAAUAUGCAGGCGCGGGAUAUGGUGACGCUGGAUACGGUUAUCCUGCUGAGGCUACUCCAAGGUCACAAGGCCCUCCGCAAGGCCCUCCACGAGGUGCACCGCGACCUCCGCGCGGAGGACCUCGCCCGCCGGGUGAUCGAGGAUAUGCGCCGAACGGACGUCCCCCCCCCAGAGGCUAUGAUAGUCGGUCGGACAGGCGCGGGCCUCCUCCGCAAGAUCGAGGGAGAGGACCUUCGCGCAACGGCCCGAUGUCGCCCGACAAAAUGGCUUUCGAUAACCCUUUCCCUUCAUUCCCCCCGAGAGACCAACGGGGGUCUAGAGGGAUCGAAGGAGGAAUGGCCGCAAUGAGCCUGAAUGGCCCGGUGCCGCCUCGUCCGCACACAUCUAAUGGCAGUCGGCGACCCCCUCCGGAAAUGUCACGGACGCCUCGACCCGGGCCUCCUGGAAGAGGAGUGAGCGCAGGACGCUCUGGACCGCCUGAUCGAUACGAUGGAGCAUACAACGACCCCCGAGGCCCACCACAAAUGCCUCAAGUCAGCAGAAGCGCGACCAUGCCUGUCUCAGGAGGCUUACAACCUCCGCAAGCGAGUGCUCGGGACCCGCGAGAGAGUACAUACGGAGGGUUGCUGGAUAGCUACUAUAGUACUAUUCCCGAUGAUCCGGAUAUGCCAAACUUUGACGCCAUGCCCGACUUCAGCAAAGGGCCGAUUAACGAAGAUUUACCAGGGCUCGAGCAGCCUAAGCCCAAACCCCAAUCGCCUGCCGAGUCUGGGCCUCCACAAGGACAAUACAAAGCGUUCAACCCCGCCGCGGCAGAGCUUCAUCUCCACACUCUUCCAGACAGUGGAACGCCAACAAGUGCGAACCAGUUUGCCAAUGCCGGAUUCCAGUUUGACCUGCCCGGCGAACGACAGUCGGCUGGGUCUGCUCCGAACGGCCUGGGUCAUGGAUACGAAGCAUAUGAGGAUCCAUACCAACCACCGCAAUUCAGUCGCAGCCAGACGAUGCCGGGCUAUAGCGAGACUAAUGGCGGUUACAUGCCUCACCCCGGUGAUGGCGCCAACCGUGGCAGCGGCGGCCCUCCGCAGCCGUACCGGGUGAACCAGUCUCCACCGACAAAUGGCCAGAUGGUGGAACAGGAAGCGACGGAUAACCCCGACGCCCUUCCACAACACCCCGCUCCUUUCCGCCCAGGUCAUGAUUCUGGAAGUAAACCAGCGCCUGUGCGCCAAUAUACUAGCUCAACCAGCUCACAACAAGCACCUCCACCGCCCCAAGGCACUCCGGACGCGCCAGCCGCGCCGGCACCGGUCACACACGCCGAACUCGAACGGCUCCAGCUGCACGCCAGGGGAAAUCCUUCUGACCAAAAGACGCAACUCUUACUCGCGCAGAAAUACGUCGAGGCCUCAAUAGUGCUCGUCGACAGCAGCAGACUCGACCCGAAAUCCAAGAGCAAAGCGCGCGAGAAGUACAACAUGGACGCAUACAAGAUUAUCAAAAAACUCGUUUCAAGCGGCUACCCAGAAGCCCAGUUCUACCUCGCAGACUGCUACGGCUCAGGACUGCUCGGCCUCCAAGCCGACCCCAAAGAAGCCUUCUCCCUCUACCAGUCUGCCGCCAAGCAAGGCCACGCACAAGCCGCCUACCGCGUCGCCGUCUGCUGUGAAAUCGGACAGGAAGACGGCGGCGGCACAAAGCGCGAUCCCUUUAAAGCAGUUCAGUGGUACAAGCGCGCCGCAUCCCUGGGCGAUCCGCCCGCCAUGUACAAAAUGGGCAUGAUUCUCCUCAAGGGUCUCCUCGGACAAGCCCGCAACCCGCGCGAGGGCAUCUCCUGGCUCAAACGCGCCGCCGAGCGCGCAGACGAGGACAACCCCCACGCUCUGCACGAACUCGCUCUUCUAUACGCCUCCGCCACAGACAACGACGUGAUCAUCCGCGACGAGGCCUACGCCUCGCAGCUCUUCCACCAGGCCGCCGAACUUGGCUACAAGUUCUCCCAGUUCCGCUUGGGUAUGGCCUACGAGUACGGCCUGAUGGGCUGCCCCGUAGACGCGAGGCAGAGUAUCAUGCUUUACUCCGCCGCGGCGGCGCAGGGCGAACACCAGGCCGAACUUGCUUUGAGUGGCUGGUAUCUCACCGGCGCCGAGGGCAUCCUUCAACAAAGUGAUACAGAGGCGUACCUUUGGGCCCGCAAGGCUGCAGCUUCAGGUCUCGCAAAGGCCGAGUAUGCUAUGGGGUACUUUACGGAAACCGGGAUCGGGGCUACCGCCAAUCUAGAUGAUGCAAAGAGGUGGUAUUGGCGUGCUGCUGCCCAAGGAUUCCCCAAAGCCCGCGAACGACUCGAAGAAAUCAAACAGGGAGGCGCACGGAUGCAAAAGACGCGCCUCUCGCGAUCCGCCGUGAACCAACAGAAACCUAAUGAUGGGGACUGUAUUCUAAUGUGACGUGACUGUGACUCAUUGAUGCGAUGCUGAUGUACUAGACCUAUGUCCUCCUUUUAUUUCUUUCUUGGCAGAUAGGGCUUGGUUUCUGGGACCUAUCUGUAUAUACUUUACGUGCCUUAUUCCCCCUAUUCUCCUCCUAUUUAAUAUUCGAUUCCCCUUCUUCUGCAUUGUCUCAGGCUGUUGGUCUAAGUUCUACUAGCGAUUACGGAUGGUUCAGUUCGGUACAUAUGCUUUCGCACUUUUUUUACCUUUUCUACUGUUCUAUCAAAAUACUUACUUUCUGAUGAGGCCUCGAAUGAUCUGACCCGAUAUGUGAAAUACACUAUAAAACUUACUGGUUGGCGCGGAGCUUGCUUCUGCCUAUAUUGUGCAUUAACUACCUACUACUCCUACUAGUGCUAGUGGCUGGACUUGAAUUGGAUGGAGCUAGCCCUACCGUUCAACAACAACCUUCUUGCUACAUGAUGAG
Molecule: messenger RNA, 4902 nt
Organism: Aspergillus calidoustus
Lineage: Eukaryota; Fungi; Ascomycota; Eurotiomycetes; Eurotiales; Aspergillaceae
Source: the annotation of a GenBank genome assembly